AUUAAACCUACUUGAAAUGUGACAAUGCUAUUUACUGAUAAAUGCUAUGCUACUGUCAAGACAGUUAGAAAUUGAAAUGAUUGGCUGGUUUGGGAUGUGACACAACUGAGUCUUGAUAAAUCUCCUCCUGACAAAUCACCAAUGACCAGGAACAAGCACCAGACACUCUAAAAUGCGCACACCCACAAAGAUAUACAGAAGUCAAUAUAUCAUGUUCCCUUUACAUUUGUAGUCAUUGAGUAGUAAUUUAUUUUAUUUUAUUAAGCUAAAUUAGAGUCCCAGAGAAUAGUGUGGCUUACAACUAGACAGUUGAGUAGAGGGAGACAUUUUGGAUUUCGUUUGGUGAGAGGAAAUUUGGUAAACGUUGUGCAAUGGUGCGGGAACAGUUUUGAAAGAGUGUGAGAAACAAUUGCAAGCUCAGUGCCUGUGAGUACAGUAGGUAGGUUCGAGAAGAAGCCUCCAUGUUGCAUCCAUACAGAAUGGAGGGGUAUCUCAUCUCACCUGGUCCUCCAUCAGAAGACAUGUAUGAAUCUGAGAUCUAUAGACAACAGAUUUCAGAAUAUUCAUAUCAGUAUGUCAUUGAUGGAGAGAGCCAAGGAGAUCACUGGGACUAUCACAACACUCACCAUGUUCAUCAACUGGAGUUUGAAAAUCUGCCAGAGAGCCAUUUUACUGAGCUCCAGAGUGUUCAGCAUCUACAUGUACCUAGCAUGGCUCGUUACAGUGAUGUUGAUACUCUCCCUCUGGACCCUGGCCUUGGAGGACACCAUCAUGUCAUAUCCCCACCGGGAAGGCAGUGCCCUUCCUGUCUACCCAGACCGCACGUCACUGGCUAUAUCAAGGUCCCGUAUUACCCUCGAGCUAUGGGAUACCUGCACCCCUCUCCUCAGACGAUGAGGAGCUCUGACGAGGAAGAGCCAGGAGGCCGCAGUCCACCGCUAGAGGUGUCUGAUGAAGAGUGUCUGAGGGACCAUAUCACCCAUGUGACUGGAAUAGAGAUUGGCAACAAGAAAAAAAUCCGUCUGUACCAGUUCCUGCUGGAUCUUCUGAGGAACGGGGACAUGAAGGAUAGUAUCUGGUGGGUGGACAGGGACAAGGGUACCUUCCAGUUCUCCUCAAAACACAAGGAAGAACUUGCACAUCGGUGGGGCGUGCAGAAGGGCAACCGCAAGAAAAUGACCUAUCAAAAGAUGGCACGGGCUCUGCGCAACUAUGGAAAAACAGGCGAGGUCAAAAAGGUCAAGAAAAAGCUGACUUAUCAGUUCAGUGGUGAAGUGCUGGGGGGGAGGUCUCAUAUAGACAAGAGGCCCUAUUCCCAUUUGUAGAAGCAUAAACAUAAGAGGGGAAUGUUUUGAAGAGGGGUAAGGUGAGUCAACUGUACAAUAUCAAUGUUAUAACAAUUUUGUUUUUUAAAAAUCAUUAACAUUUUUUUUUUUUUGCUUUAAUUAUUUUGUAAAUAGCAUUAUGUAUACACAAACAUUUCAUGUCUCAUAAAAUCAGACAGUCAUAGCUUAUAUAUCUUGGGACUUUUUUCAUUCUUUAACAUAGAUAAUCAGGAUUUCAUCAUAAUGAUACAGAAUUUAUUGUUUCACUAUCACUAGAGUAACAAUUCUAGUGAUAGUAACACUAGAGAACUACUGUCACUAGAGAAUGUCUGCUCUACUACUAGAGCAGCAGUUCUCAAUUGGUUUUCCUUUGAGACCCAAAUUUGACGAUGAUAAUUCAGUAGCAACUUCAUUAGGUAUGUUAUGGAUUGCAUUGCCAUUUACAUUUUAGAAAGUUUUUUUGAUUGUUGUGGCCUUAUUGGACAGGUCUCUUUUGCAAAACACUGUGUCUUAAUGGGCAUUUGUCUGGUUAAAUAAAGGUAAAAUAAACAAGUUACAUAAGUAGGCUAUAUUGCGUUUUGAAAGACAAAGACUUGGCAGACUUUUUUAGCAAUAUUAAAAAACAACAGUAUUCAACCAAAUUAGUUUGAUAUGACAAUCUGUCACUUAACCACCAUAGGAGGAAUUAUCUACCAAUCAUAGUGCUCAUUCCGCUAACAGUAGCAGGAGUAAGAGUUUUAGCAAUCCAUGCUGUUUGUCAUUUUGUAGAGCUCCAAAUCGCCAAAUUGUUUGGAUAUUCGUUCAUCUUGCCAACUAAACCUCAUAGGAAUACAAACUGCUUAGUACUAUUUUAGAAAUAUAUUUGUUUAUCCUUUAAAUAUGCAUUAAAAUUGAAUGAAAGUAUUAAUAUUUACCAAAUAUUAGUUAGCUGUACUCAAAAACAUAAAGCGAUAUGAAAUACUAUUGUUGUUGCCAACUUUAUGAUAUGAGUUUUAUUGACCUUUGUAGAUGUAGUCACUACUCAAUUAAUUUUAUGAGUUAGGUGUUUUUACAAUGCAUCAAUCAAAAGGGUAAACAGCAUUAACACACAAUAAUAGCUUUGAAAACCUAACCUACCUAACCUGACUGGCAGACAUGCUAUAUCCCUAUGUGUAAUGGCAGCUACAAUCCCCGCAGCCAACGCGAGGCAGGGGUGCCCCCAUACCCCUAGGGCCUUGCCCUGUCUAUAUUUAAAAAAAAGCACUGAGAGUCCAUGAGUUUCGACUGCCAGGUAAAAGAAGCCAAUGAAAUAGGCUAAAUAACAGAUCUCCCUCAUCCUUCCAGCCGAAAAGGGGGCUAAAGAGAUACAAAAUCCCUGCAUCUGGCAACAAUGGCCUUUGCGUAUCUUAGGUGCAUUAAGCCAUUACGGCACUUUCAAAAUUGCUAAUCAUUACAUUUUGAUAGAUGACGGUAGACAUAAGAAAAAGAAAUAUUCAAGCGGUGCUCAAAAGCGUAGCAAUUGUGUUGUCUGAACAAGCUCGCCUAAAACAUCCAAAGAUUAUGUCCUUAUUUAGACAAGCUAGAGAGGAAGCUAUGGUCAGCACCUCCAAAGAUGAAACACUGCCUCCGCCGGUAGAUAGCAGCAGCAUGUCUUCACCAGCAACCAGCCACCAACAAUACGGUUGUGCAACAUGCAUUUUUCAUUGGCCAAUUACAUUUAGGAUAUGUCACACUUCCAUAUUGUGCACAAAGCUGCGCUUUAAUAAAUAGGCAUAAUUGUAGGCAAUAUCAACAUUGGUGAUAUGGGUAACACUUUCCGAUAAGGGUACAUGAACUACCAUUAACGAAUGCAUGUAGUUAAUAUGAAUGAAUGAUAAUCAAAGACAUAAACAAACGGUUAGUAAUGAUAACCCCUACAUUAUGAAUUACAAAUGCAUUAACUAACAGAGUGUAGUGUCAUUUGUUCAUGUUUAAACAGAACAUAAAUCAUGUCAUCAGUUAGUGAUUGUUAAUGUAGGAUAAAUCAUCACUUUAAUGAAGGGGACAAAAUAAUUACCUAAUAGUGAGGUAUCAUUUAUUAAUGCUUUAUUCCAGCUCAGUGGUUGCUCAGUGGGCCAAGAGUAUGAACUCAUGAGUUUGUGUUAGAAUACUAGUGAUAAACUAAAAGUGUAGGCUAUAAAGGCAAUUUGUAAAACAACCACUCUGGACACAUUGACAUGAUCAAGGAAGAGAUGAGUAAUGUAUUUUUGGUAGUAGUGUAAACAGGCAAGUCUGGUGCAUACUAAGCAGUCAAUCAAAUUACAUUUUGUCAAGCCCUUUUUACAUCAGAAAUUUCACAAAGUUCUUAUACAACUUUAAUUUUAUAAGUUAUAUGUAAAAUACAUUUAUGUUCAACUAAUGUAGUUUUUACUAAAAUUUAGUAAAAUUAUUAGCCAAUUGCAAAUUGCCUUCAUGUUAACAUGAAUAGAACAUGGCUGAGCAAGCUAGCAAAGUGCUAACCGAAACUAACAAACACUUGAGCCAGCAUACAGCUAACUGGAGCCAGCUAAUAACAAAUCAAAGCCAGCUAACAACAGGAAUUAGCUAAUUGCAAAGCCUUACAGUGCAACAAUUGCAAAGAUCCUAAACAAUACAGUUACAAAUUUAAAUUAUAUUAAUCCUAGGGAUAUUGUCAGGAGUGUUGUUUUCGUAUUCGUUUUUUUACAAAGGAAGGCAACACCGUCAUUUCAUUUUACAUUCAAUGUGGGUUUUCUGUCUAGUUCAUAGUAAUAAAAUUACUAUGCUUUUCCAACCCUCUACAUACACUUUAACAGGGAAUUGAAAUUUCCAGUGUACUUUUGUACUUUACUGACAUGGAAAACAGGAUAAAUUAUGUGAAAGAAAACAUGGCUUUUCCUUCAAGAGUUACAAGAACGCGCCUGGUGUUUGGAUCGUAUUCAGUCCCAACGCAAUGUGACCAUGUCUGUCUACCACCUACUGGCAAACUAUAGAAAGUGUUUUUUAAAUAUAUGUGAUGUAUUCCCCUUUCAAACAAUACAUAGCCUUAAAUGCGACCAUACAUUUUGUGCGCAUCACAUUAUUUGAAAACACAAAUAGCCAGCCUACCUUAUUAAUAAAGGUUACAGCACUGUAAUCAUGUAUUUUUUGUAUUUUCUACUUUUUUUUAUUUCUCUCUUACAUUACUGAAAGGAUUAUUAAAGGUGGACAGCCAUCAUUCUAUUGAAGUAGGAGGCAGUGGUAUAAGCUAAUAGAUGGAGAUACAUUAAGAGGGAUUUGGGGGAGGGGCCUCUCAGACCUUGCAGGGAGGCCUCUGCUAAGUCCCAGCUGCCACUGGCUACAAGGUUGUGCACUAAAUCACAAUCAUUCGAAAAGUUGUGGAUUUUUUCUUAGGGUUCAGCUGUUUUCACUCAAAGAUGGCAAGUUUAACUUAUGGCAAGUCUAACUGUGGUCACUCAAAGAUGGCAAGUUUAACUUAUGGCAAGUCUAACUGUGGUCACUCAAGGAUGGCAAAAUCUACCUGACGCAGAUGAACAAAUACAUUUUGACAUUAUUGAAAUACUGUGUUGUGAAUAAUCUCGUGUCAAAUAAGCUUUUCACGCCCCUUAAAUCAGUGACAUCCCAAAAAUUGAUCAUUGUUGCUCAAAAAUCUUUAACUAUUUUUAAAAUGUUGCGCUUAUAAAAGAAAAUCUACAGUGUUUUACAUUAUUUACAGUUAUUGUUUUAGAUUUUGGUGAUAUGAGAUUGUUUGGAGAUGGGUCAUGCUGAAACCCAUGUAUAUCAGACAUAUUUACAGGCUCAAAGUCAAGUGAUCAAGACAAAACACAUGCUUGUUCAGUAUUUGUUGCCAGACCAUUGUCUUGGAAGGCGUAUAAACUCGCUGACAAUGUUGUUUACCUGGUAACUAACUCUCCGUCAAACAAGUGCUGUUGAUGGUGAUAAUAGAAUUGUUUCACUGCCUGUGUGAGAUGUGUUUAGUUGCUUUCCAACUACGAGUUGAAGACCAGCCUUCAUGUCACUGUUCAUUUCAUUCCAAUACACACUGAGCAAGACUAAAGUAGCCACAUAGAGUAUUUAUUGUGUAAUCAGGUGAAAACCAAUUAAGGUUUACCUGUUUACACAAUUUAAAAAAAAAUAUCUCUGAUACUAAUCUGGAAGUUUCAUUCAACUAGGUGAAACUAUUGUAUGGUAGAAAAACUCAUACUAAAAUAUGCAUUUUGGGAUCUUUGGUUGUAAAAAUGACACUGUUUAGAAAAAACUGCUCUCUGAAAAUGUACAAUUGUAAUGUGCCCAUAUGUAACCAACAUUAUCAAAACCAUUUGCUUUGAAACUUAUUCCAGGCUGCAUAUUUGAUUAUUUGUGGAAUGUAUACAAUAUGUAAAAAUGUGCUAAAGAAAUUGUGAGAACAAUAUUUAAAUAAUCUUUUGAUUGAAUUGUUUAAAUUUUUUAUUUUAAACAUUUCUUAACAGGCUGUUUUCUGAUUAUUUGAUCAUUUCAAUAAAUUUGUUAUAAUCAUCCAUAUACCAAAUGAUCCAGUCAUAAUGUGCACACUUCUUCAGCAUGCAAGUGGCCAUCAGAGAAUUCCGCUGAUGAAGUAGAUGGAGGUGUGGGCUGGCUACUGAGUUAGAUUGUGGGCUGGUGUAGUUCCAUAUGGUCAGUGGUUGUAAGGCUGGUUGGACGCAUUGCCAAAUUAUCUUAAAUUAUGUGGGAGAGGGCUUAAAACUUGUGAAAUCUGUGGCAUUGUAUUCUGUGACAAAAUGUUGACAUUUUAGAGUGGACUUUUAUUGUUCAGUGCACUAGGAUCACCCAUGUAAUGAUCAUGCUGUUUAAUCAGCUUAUUUUGUGUGCAGUGAGGGGCAGAUUACCACAGUGUAAAGAUCAAAAUGACAGGUAUUGAAGGAGGCAUUGUUGACAAAGGGAAGGGUAUUGUGAUAAUCUAAUUCAUUAAGAUGAGUGUUAGCUGCAAACCUGUAAACAACAUCAGGAUGGUCAUUUUUACAAGAGCAUGCUUUGCAGCAUGGGUGAAGGAGGAUUUAUUGUAUAAUAGGAAAACGAUUCUAGAUUUGAUUUCAGACUGGAGAUGACUAAUGUUGGUAGGGGAAGAAAGUGAGCUGUCUAACCAAAUACAGAGGUAUUUAUAGGCAUUCACAUACUCUGAAACAUCUAAGGUGAGAAUGUUAUUUUUUUGUGCGGUUGAUUAGUAGUUUUAGAGCAAGUCAUGUGUAUAUUAGUAAAGCUUUGUUGAAGGGUGUUCAACGUGGGACCAUGUGCACAAAAUAGUGUUGACACCAUGGAGGAGGAUAACAGUCACCAGUUUCAACCCUUAGAUAAACAAAGGUCAUUAAAUCUGUUGAUAAGGUUGAGCCGAUAGACAGAGUCAAAAACGUUAUUUUUUAUUGUCCAUAGCAGAUAUGUGUGGUGGCCUGCAAAAACCAAAUGGAUGUUGUACCCACUCAUUUUAUGAUACAUUUUUACAUCAUGUCCUUCAGACUGACAUUUUUUUUUCAUCAAAUUUAUAUACAGAGCAUGGGAAGUGUGCAAACCUAUUUUCUUAUAUUACUUAAUUACAAAUGGUACACAUUUCAUUCUGUUUGAUAUUAAUUCUAAAUCACUGAUACUUAAUUAUUCUGGUGACAUUGGUUUAUGUUGGGAAAUAUCUCAAAGACAAAUACAACAGAAAUAUGUUGCUUAAAUAGGGACCCACACCCAAUAAUUGGCAAAGCCACAUUUGACUGCAGUAACAGAACUUCGUAGGUAAGUAUAUACCAGCUUUGUUCACACUGUUGGAGUGAUUUUUGCCCUUUCUACUUGACAUUUACUUACCGUUUUACGUCAACUGUAUAAACUUUGUCACCCAAACACUUGGAUAUUAUUUUGUACCCUUUUCCUAAUCUUUUGUGAUACUUCAUGUCUGAAGACCGGUUGAAUCAAACCUUGCAACACUUCCCCCUUUAAUCCGGUUUGUUUGGGGAGGUGAGAACACACCGAAUGACUUCACUGUGGUUUGUUGAACUAGGUGGUUUCGGGUGGCUUCCAACCUAGGAUGUGUAAUUUUGAGAACGAAUGUACAGGAAAUUAUCCCAAAUGUUGUGUAUUAUGGUUUGAACUCGCAAUGUAUUCUGUGACUAGCAUGGCAAUAAACUACAUUGUGCCAGCUGGUGUUACAAUUGAAGUAUCUGUAAUUAUAUAAAAAUCUUCAUUAUGUUUACCUGAUGUUAAAAUACAUAGAUAUAUAGUUUCUUGUUUUCUACAAUGAUGUACAAUGAUGGACAAUGAUGAUGCUCACCAUACCCCCCUCCUCUUUCCUGUUUUGUUUAUUAACAAAAGAGCGAUGUCGUCAUGUAAAUCAUUUACAAAGUUUCAACAUUCCACUAAUAUAUUAAAAUGUAAAUAUUUUAAGGUCCCAACUCAUGUCAUAUGACUUUUGUAUUUGUGCAGUAAUAAAUAAGUGUGCAAUUAA
Esox lucius (northern pike) is the source of this 7761-nucleotide messenger RNA. RefSeq names its product Spi-1 proto-oncogene b (gene spi1b). NCBI's taxonomy places the organism in Eukaryota, Metazoa, Chordata, Actinopteri, Esociformes, Esocidae. Gene Ontology annotation, cellular component: nucleus. The record is from RefSeq and is a predicted model, not a curated record. Gene Ontology annotation, biological process: cell differentiation; regulation of transcription by RNA polymerase II. The transcript is spliced from 6 exons. The coding region runs from base 462 to 1325 and encodes 287 amino acids. Gene Ontology annotation, molecular function: sequence-specific DNA binding; DNA-binding transcription factor activity, RNA polymerase II-specific.